AUGAAGAGGAAUAAUCGAAGAAAGCACCUUGCCAGUUUCGUUCAGCAGAUUGCUAGCAUUACGACUCGUGUUGCACCCUUUCACGAGGGUAUUGAGCUAAGAUUCAUCAAUGCGGCAACAAUGCCGGCCAUGCCUAACCCCAGCUUGAACCAGAUCAAUCAAAUCCUCGAGCAGAAUCCUUUCAAUGGAUGGACAGAGAUCGGUAUCAAUCUGAAGAAAAAGGUACUCGAGGAGAAUGUCUAUCGUUGGCUUGAAGAGGACAACCUGCAACGCCCUGUACUGGUUCAUGUCAUCACAGAUGGUAGACCCGAUGGGCCGGAAAGGUCCCUUGAAAGAGAAGACACCCUGCCAGAGGUUAUUGUAGAAUGCAGCAAAAAGCUAGCAGAACAUGGUUAUGAGAAGGAUGUUGUACGCUUCCAAAUCAGCCAGAUUGGCAACGAUCCGAGUGCUGAAAUGUAUCUUAAUAAUCUGGUCAACAACCCCGAGCUCAACCUCUUGAAUACCUUAUAUAUCACGGCUGGUGAGUGA
Penicillium malachiteum is the source of this 528-nucleotide messenger RNA. RefSeq lists its product as uncharacterized. The transcript has 2 exons. NCBI's taxonomy places the organism in Eukaryota, Fungi, Ascomycota, Eurotiomycetes, Eurotiales, Aspergillaceae. The coding region runs from base 1 to 528 and encodes 175 amino acids. The record is from RefSeq and is a predicted model, not a curated record.